AUGGCCAAACAAUGUAAUAGUAGAAGUGUGCUUGGGAAAAUCGAUUUGAAUGUUCUUUCAACAUUAGAAGCUACUAAUGAAGUUAAUGACAUAGAUAAGGAAGUUAAUACGCAUGUGAGUCAGAAAAACCUCACAAAUGAACAAAGGCAAGCUAUUUUUGAAUCUCUGUUGAAGCGAAGUGUCAAUGGACAAUUAAAAAAAAACACUACAUAUAAGGUGGCUCAAUUAUUUCGAGUUAGUAUGCGUACAGUCCAACGCAUCUGGCAACGAGGAAAAGAAAAUGAAGGAUUGGAUUCUAACACUAAUGUGUCUAGCAAAAAGGCAUUAAAUUGCGGGCGCAAGCGUCUUCAAAUUGACGUCAAUCAAUUUCGACAUAUUCCAUUGCGAAGAAGGACAACACUUAGGUAUUUAUCUGUUGCCACAAAUUUGUCAGUGACAACGCUGUUUAGGCAAUUAAAAGAGGGCUUUAUACGUCAUCAUUCAAAUGCUAUAAAACCUCUAUUAAAGGUGGAAAACAUGAAAGCCAGAAUACGCUUUUGUUUAUCGAUGAUUGAACAAGGCAACAACCCCAAUUGUUUGAGGUUUGUAACCAUGGAAAAUAUUAUUCAUGUUGAUGAGAAGUGGUUCUACAUGACAAAGCAGUUGGAGAAGUAUUACCUCCUUCCUGACGAAGAUGAGUCUUUAUGCACAUGUAAGAGUAAGACUUUUAUUACUAAAGUCAUGUUUAUGGCUGUACUAACACACCCAAGGUUUGAUGAAUCAGGGAAUGAAUUAUUUUCUGGAAAAAUCCGGAUAUUUCCUUUCAUAAAUAAAGAACCUGCAAGGAGGAGCAAUAAAAAUCGUUCUGCAGGAACCAUGGAGACUAAAACAAUCAAUUCUAUUAAUAAAGAAAUUUAUCGAUCUUACAUAGUUGAGAAACUCUUACUAGCUAUCCGAGAUAAGUGGCUAAGAAUUGAUGCAAGAAGUCCAAUAUUUAUCCAACAAGACAAUGCGAAACCUCAUAUUGGUUUGGAUGAUGAGUAUUUUCAAAGUAAUGCUACUAAGGAUGGCUUCGACAUACGUUUGAUCUGUCAGCCUCCGAAUUCUCUAGAUAUGAAUGUUCUAGACCUUGGUUUUUUAAAUGUGAUACAAGCACUAAUACCAACAGGCGCCCAACUUUGUAGAUGCGCUCAUAGAGUCUGUUCAAAAGUCAUUUGA
Messenger RNA from Pistacia vera, 1197 nucleotides. RefSeq lists its product as uncharacterized. Gene Ontology annotation, molecular function: nucleic acid binding. The record is from RefSeq and is a predicted model, not a curated record. The transcript has a single exon. The coding region runs from base 1 to 1197 and encodes 398 amino acids. NCBI's taxonomy places the organism in Eukaryota, Viridiplantae, Streptophyta, Magnoliopsida, Sapindales, Anacardiaceae.